Messenger RNA from Candoia aspera, 3647 nucleotides. It is a transcript of the gene UBE2R2, whose product is annotated as ubiquitin conjugating enzyme E2 R2. The record is from RefSeq and is a predicted model, not a curated record. Lineage: Eukaryota; Metazoa; Chordata; Lepidosauria; Squamata; Candoiidae. Bases 7 to 732 code for a protein of 241 amino acids. Gene Ontology annotation, biological process: ubiquitin-dependent protein catabolic process; protein polyubiquitination. The transcript has 5 exons. Gene Ontology annotation, molecular function: ubiquitin conjugating enzyme activity.
GCCGCCAUGGCGCAGCAGCAGGUGAGCAGCUCGCAGAAGGCGCUGAUGCUGGAGCUGAAGGGGCUGCAGGAGGAGCCGGUGGAGGGCUUCCGCAUCACGCUGGUGGACGAGUCCGACCUCUACAACUGGGAGGUGGCGAUCUUCGGGCCGCCCAACACGCUCUACGAGGGCGGGUACUUCAAGGCUCAUAUUAAAUUUCCUAUGGAUUACCCAUAUUCACCACCUACCUUCAGAUUUCUGACCAAAAUGUGGCAUCCCAACAUUUAUGAGAAUGGAGAUGUAUGUAUUUCAAUCCUUCACCCACCUGUAGAUGAUCCUCAAAGUGGAGAGCUGCCAUCGGAAAGGUGGAACCCAACCCAGAACGUCAGGACGAUCCUACUGAGCGUCAUCUCCUUGCUUAACGAGCCCAACACGUUCUCUCCGGCAAACGUGGACGCUUCCGUCAUGUUCCGGAAAUGGAGAGACAGCAAAGGGAAAGACAAGGAGUACGCGGAAAUCAUCCGGAAACAAGUCCAGGCCACCAAGGCAGAAGCAGAGAAGGACGGCGUGAAGGUGCCCACCACGCUGGCAGAGUACUGCAUCAAAACUAAAGUGCCUUCCAAUGACAACAGCUCAGAUUUGCUUUACGACGACUUGUACGACGACGACAUUGACGACGAAGACGAGGAGGAGGAGGAGGAGGAGGAUGCCGAUUGUUACGACGACGAUGAUUCUGGCAACGAGGAGUCGUGACCUGUUCCCCCUGGCUCCUGUACUGCCCUGCCAGCUUUGCCAGAGGGGAGCAGCGGCAAUCCAGUGACCGUUCAGCAAAAAAUAUAUAUAUGCGAGGGGUGGGUGGGGAACAGAUACCAACCAAACCCGCGUUUCCUGCUUUCUCCUGUUGUUCGGAUCUCGAUUUUAGCCCCCACCCGCCCGGUUCUUUGGCCUCCUAGCAAGAAAGACCUCCGCAGAUGAUCUCGGAUCUCGCCUCCUUUCCUGUCCCAUCACUGUGUUCUGAUUUUUUUGCCCUUUUUUAAAAAGACAGAUCCUCCCCCUCCCUUCACUGUCCUCCCCCUCUUCAGGAGAGUUCACAGUACAGCGAAACAGGCUUGCUCUGUGUUUAGAUUCUUGAAUUAAACACAGUCUUUCAUCAAGAUGUUUGAUGUAUUUAACACCGGAGACUGUGGGGACGCUCCCCGCGAGCUGCGUCGAGACAGGACGAGACGCAGGGGAGCCCCUUCCGAAGGCUUCGCUGCUCCCUUGACAGCCCUUGUGUGCGCACUUGUGUAGCCUUGUGGUGGUGGUGGUGGUGGUGGUGGUGGUGGUUUUUCUCCUUUCGUUUUCUUCCCCCAAGGCGGUGGGCAGAGAGCAAACGCUUCUGUGUUUUGAGCUUGGCCAGACCUGGUGCUGAAAGGUCCAGUGCUCCAUUUCAGUUCUGCUAAGCUCGCGUGGGGAUGGGGGUGGGUGGGAGUAGCGCCUGGGAGGGGGGCUGAAGCCUCCAAGCAGAUCAGUGGAGAUGGGGGUGGGGAGAGGGCGGUUGUCUUGUGAUACGAAUCUUCCAAUAAACACUUCAAAACACACCGUUUCUGUCCCACUGACCCGUUAGUUGUGGAUUGCCCAUAAACGUAGCGGCUGCCUCUCCUGUAUCGCAGUGAGCCCUUGGCCUGUUGGGUUCUGCAGCCUCCUCAUACAAGGGAGGAAUUGGCUCUGGCCCAGCGCUUCGCUUCAGGAGCUCCAGCCUCCCUGCUGCUUUCUGCAUCCAGACGUCUGCAAGGUGCCACCCACAUUCCUGGGUGGAAUGCCAGAGGUUCUUUGGCAGAAGGUGGCGCUCCUAGGGCUGUGAAGGUGGGUGGCAUCCUUGUCAAACCAUGUUUCUUAGAUCACACAAGUGCUGGGAGAAAUAGCCAGAUUCGUUGACUGGUCUUAAAGGAAACCAGGUCAGAAUCACAGGUGCUGAGUUCUGGAGGAGCCAUCAGGAUCUAGAAACAUGGAACUGGCAAGGAGUCUUCAGAGUGUGUUGAGUGUAUUCUUUUCUGGGUGGUAGACCUGAUGCUGUAGAAUCCAUGACUCCUUUGCAUUUCCAUCAGGACAAACUCCAAAAUAAAGCGUUCCUGGAAAGAUUAAGGGCUUAGAGCAGCGUUUCUCAACCUGGGCGACUUGAAGAUGUGUGGACUUCAGCUCCCAGGAUUCCCCAGCCGCUGGCUGGGGAAUUCUGGGAGUUGAAGUCCACACAUCUUCAAGUCGCCCAGGUUGAGAAACGCUGGCUUAGAGCUUUCAAUUGGGGGUGAAGGUGGGGGGGUUCAGGAUCAUCUCAACAGUGAAGGUUUCAAGGGAAACUAGGAAAUACUUGAUUAUUGUUUCUGGGGUGCUCCUGUAACAGAUCCCUCUUCCCUUUCCAUUCAUUCAGUUAGGGAGAGACUGUGCUGGGAUGGUCGAUGCUGCUGCCCAUGCAGGCACUGGGGCUCUCCUUCAGCCUUGCGUUCCAUCCACCUGCUUUCCCAGCCCUGCCCUGCCCUUGGGCCUCUGGGAAUCCCAGCUGGGAACGGCCUGCUUUCACUCACAGCUGCAGCUGGUAUCUGCUCAGGUUGGAUGGAGCUUGAGGACCACAGGGGGCUGCUAACCUUCCCAGGGCCUCGUGUAGCGCACCGCCUUGCAGUUUCCCUCCUGGUGCAAGGAGGGUGUAGCUCUCGGUGGGUCCCCUUGCUGGAUGAGGAGGGUGUCUCCCUCAGCUGCUAGGAGUGCCCCCAACUGAAAAUUGGAAAACUGAGGAGAGAAGAGGCAAUGGUGGCAGACUGGGAUGGGUUGCCAGAACAAUCAAAAUGCGUUAACUUUUUGUUCCAAAUAGCCCAGCUUUGGACAAUCUUUCGUUCCCUCUGGCGAGAGGCACUCUUCGAAACAAAGUUUACUAUGAAAAAGUGCAUUAAAAAGUAGAGUACAGGAGCCCUGCUUGCCGGCCCUCAAGCGGGAAUUCGCAAGGGGCAGGGGCUGCUCUGGCUGUGCUCCACCCCAGACCGGUGUCCUUGGCUAGGCUUGAGAUGAGGACGUUGUGUGUUUCAGCUGUCGCUCCUUUGUAUUUCGACCGUUUUCGCUGUAUACUCUCCGGUGACUUGUAUGCUCGAGCUCGGUGGUGUGAGAUGCAUUGCUAGACCUCUGUAUGUCCCUUGCCGCAAGUUUUUAUGGGGAAGGGGAACGCCCGUCCCGCCAGCCAGCGCAGGCUGCCCCCUCCGGCGGGCGGACACUCUGGCCUGGCCACUUGCUGGUUUCCCGUUCAUGGGAUCCAAGCAACCUGCUGAAAUGCAGCUUCAGAGUUUGAGGACAAAUGUUUACUUGAGCCAUCUGUAGCCUGGUUCUCUCUCCUCUCCUACCUUUGUCUGCCUUUACAUUUCUGAUUUAAAAAGAAAAAAAAAAAAUCAGAUGCAGUUCUUAACCCAUUCUGAAACCAGCAGGGAGCACUAGAAUUCUAUGGGUAAUUUUCCAGUGCUGAAAUUCUAGGUAUGUUUCUUCUUUCACCCUCUUCUGCCCCUUUGGUUGAUUCAGUUUCCUAAACCAGGUUAACAAAUGCCUAUUUUCUUUUGUGUUCUCUCCCCCCCCUUUGGUAAUUUAGUUUUGGUUUUUCUGCACAUCUGUCUACUAAUAAAAUGUGGAAUAAAGUACAGCACCUCUUGCUA